Molecule: messenger RNA, 2313 nt
Organism: Caenorhabditis bovis
Lineage: Eukaryota; Metazoa; Nematoda; Chromadorea; Rhabditida; Rhabditidae
Source: the annotation of a GenBank genome assembly
AUGCUUAUACCAAUAUGUAACGAGAGGCUUCCUGUUCGACUUCAAAUAAAUGUCAUCAAUGCGAAAUAUCUUCCUGUGAUGAACAGAGGAAUUAAUUCAACGGAUGCUUUUGUGGAAAUACGAUAUCUUGAGACUGUCGAAAAAACUGAAGUUGUAACGAGUUUAGAUCCUGUUUGGAACAGUGAACCAUAUGUGUUUGAUACCGAUGAAAAGGAAAUAGCAGAAGAAUGUAUUCAGUUCAGAGUCAUGGAUCACGAUACAUAUUCCGCAAAUGACGCUAUUGGACGAGUUAUAAUCGAUGGAAAUAUAUUUAUUCAACGAAUGCGAGCAACAAGAGUGGAAAAUCUCGAGGAAACUGUUACCCUGAAGAUCUAUGAUACAAUAUAUGGAAUUCGCGGUGACUUAACGGUUAAGAUACAAAUUCAACUGCUGAUGGAGACAAAUUAUUCAAACUAUGUCCAAAUUUUUACAGGGGCAAAUAUUCCUGGACAUUUGCGAAUUGCUGAAAUAAUUGGCCUAGUUGACAACAUAAGAUGUGAAAAAGAUCCAGAUUAUGAGUGGCUUGAUCGUAUACGAACACCUCGAGCAACAAAUGAAGCGAGACAAAACGCAAUUCGAGCAACAUUGAGAGAAGCUGCAAUCAGCUUAGCAUUUAAGGCAUCCAAAUUAGGGGCCAACAUUAUUUUGGGGUAUAUUGAAUACGUUGACAUGGAAGGAUCAUCAUCGGAUCUUUUAACUUGUCGAGUGUUAGGAACAGCAGUCAAAGUUGUUGGCCGAGAUGUCGUUCCUCUUCCAUAUCCGAAACCUCUGAAGCCAAUACUCACAAUAGAAAAAGUUCCGCAUGAUCGGCAAGUAGGACUUGGCGCUUUAGUAACAGCAAGGAGUAUUCAAGUUUUGGAUGAGGAUGAAGAUCCAGAGGCUGUUCGAAAAACCUAUUGGGAUUCGCUGAGAACAGAAAUUUAUCAACAAGGAAGAAGCAUUGGAGCAAACUUGAUAAUUGCAUACUCCGAAAGUUUCACUGUGAACGAAGGUGUUGCCUUAUUGACAUGUACGGGAACCGCUGUUGUGCUUUCCGAUGGAUCUGAGAUUCCACAUCAAAAUAGCUUUGACAACAGUUUACGGAAUAGCCCAGUUGUAUUCAGAGAUUCUCAAGAGAAGGAAAUAAAAGAGAAGAAACCUUUAUUCAAACUUCAAUUUCAAACGCCUGAAUCAAGAGAGAAACGAGCUGAUUCAACGCCAAGAGAAUUUCGCUGCAAUCAAUUUCAUUAUCCACAAGAAAAUGCGCCAUCGAGAAUGACUAAAUGCUUUCCAUGUGCAUAUUGCAAAAACGGCUUAGUUGCGGAAUUUCUCCUGGCAACAAUACCUUGUCCUUCACCACAAUAUUACAUUGGCCCAAGGAACUUUAUUCAAGUAUCCGUAUGUAAAAAAUUGACGAGUGAUCCUCAUGAAACAACGGAUUAUGCGACAGAUAUAGGAAACGCUUUGCCUUUCUCGGAUCAUGAACUUAUUGGAAACUUGAUGAAUGAAGCGAAAGCGAUUUAUCCUACAAGCAACGCAAUUUUCAACAUUCAAAUGACAAACGCCAUAUGCGAUGACACACUUAUCUGCGUUGCCACUGGAAUAUUAGUCAGACUACUUGUUGUCCAGAAAUCAGAUUUGUCCUCUCCAUCUAUAACGAAUGUCCUCUCGUUUUCUUCUUUGCAACGCCAACACGAUGCUCGCCGAUUCUCUUGGGGUACUGUAAGAGAUGCAAUUCGAUUUAAACCCAGUGUUCAAUCCAAUUUGACGCUGAAAAUCCUGAACUUGAAGCAAACACAAGCCGAUGAAGGAAUAGCAACAUCAGCAAAAGGACGUUUACGUUUAAAUACAAUUGUGGAUAAAGUUCGACGAAAACAGCAACGAGAAUAUGUCUCCCACGUGGUGUUUGAAAGGCAUUUGAGCUUGUCUAUCGGAAUUCACGAAAAUCAAUGUGCAGGAAACGCAUCAUCUAUCGCCGGAGUGCAUUUAUCAUCAAAUCUUUAUCCUCAUUUUGUGAACAAGGAUUCCAUUGAAAACUGUGUAGCCGUUGCAAGAUUUUCCGAUGUUUACGUGAGAGAGGAUUUGACAACUGCUGUGAAAGAUUCCACUUCUGUUGACGGAUUUGUAACGAAUGCACUGGAAGAAAGGAUAACAAGCAUCAAAUCAGUGAUGAGUUUGUGCGGAGCAAAUUCUGUUGUCGCGAAUAUGCGUCUUCAGUGCCCUCAAUUCAAUGUUUUAAAAGAACAUGCUCAUAUCAUAAUUCUAGUUAGCUUCGAUCUAUACAACAUGCCAUAG